This is a messenger RNA of Dentiscutata erythropus, 335 nucleotides long. NCBI's taxonomy places the organism in Eukaryota, Fungi, Glomeromycota, Glomeromycetes, Diversisporales, Gigasporaceae. The record is from the annotation of a GenBank genome assembly.
GUAAUGAAGGAAAUGAUUUAGCAAAAAGAUUAACUGGAAAAGUUGGGGGACCAACCUCCAUUAUUUAUACUCCAAUUACAUGGAAAAAAUUAAUUAAUCAAUUUAUGCUUAUGGGAAAAAAUGAUGCUACUUACGAAAAUAAUACGAGUAUGCACAUAAAUGAAAGCAGAAAUGCAAAUAUUCUAAAGCGAGUAGGGGAUUAUGAAUUCCUUAAGAUUGAAAAUAAAAGUCAAGAUAUAUAUGAAUAUAUAACUGGAAGAGAUUUUAAGAGAAAGUUUAGCACGGCACAUGUUGUGGGUUUUCCAAAACCCAAAUACAAUCAUCCUUCCAUGUAG